Salarias fasciatus (jewelled blenny) is the source of this 1157-nucleotide messenger RNA. RefSeq names its product C1q-related factor-like. The record is from RefSeq and is a predicted model, not a curated record. The transcript has 2 exons. Bases 219 to 1046 code for a protein of 275 amino acids. NCBI's taxonomy places the organism in Eukaryota, Metazoa, Chordata, Actinopteri, Blenniiformes, Blenniidae. Gene Ontology annotation, molecular function: protein binding.
CUUCUUCCACAGCUCUGUCACUCACUCACACACUCGUACCGGCUCUCCCUGGGCACCAUCUCCACUACCACAGAUCCUCGGCAUAUCUGCGUUUUGCCAGGUGGACGCACACCCCCACAGUCACCAUUUCCGCCCCGGAGAGCUCCACGCUGGCAGCGCAGCCCCUUCCCCGGCUGAGCAUCGGGCGGAAGACCCUGGUGGCAGCUGCUGUGGGGGUCAUGCUGGUCCUGGUCCUGGUGGUGCUCAUCCCCGUGCUGGUGAGCUCGGUCGGCGCGGGCGGGAUGGACGACGGCUCCAGCCACUACGAGAUGCUGGGCACCUGCCGCAUGGUGUGCGACCCCUUCCCCGGCACGGGCGCCACGGGCGCGGGCGCGCACGCCGGCACGGACACGGCGACCUCCGGCCUGCAGGUGGACAACGAGGGAGACCUGAGCGAUCACAGCAUCGGCCCGCCGCUGCCCACUUACAGCGCCCACGGCCCGCAGGGCAAGCCGGGACGUCCGGGCAAGCCCGGACCCCCCGGGCCACCAGGGGAGCCCGGUCCGCCGGGACCUAAGGGACCGCCGGGAGACGGCGUGGACGUCGUACGGACGGGGAUCCUUGGCCUCGGGGGUAAAGGAGCGGUUAGCACCACGACCUACAACACCACUCCUCGGGUGGCGUUUUACGCGGGACUCCGAAACCCCCAGGAAGGUUACGAUAUACUGCGGUUUGACGAUGUGGUGACUAACAUCGGGGGUAACUAUGAGGGCUCCACAGGCAAGUUCACCUGUAAGAUCCCUGGCACCUACUUUUUCAUCUACAAUGUGCUGAUGAGGGGAGGAGAUGGCACCAGCAUGUGGGCUGAUCUGAUCAAAAACACUCUGGUCAGAGCCAGCGCCAUCGCCCAGGAUCAGGACCAGAGUUACGACUACGCCAGCAACAGCGUCAUCCUUCAUUUGGACGCGGGCGACGAGGUCUUCAUCAAGCUGGACGGGGGCAAAGCCCACGGGGGCAACAGCAACAAAUACAGCACCUUCUCAGGGUUCAUCCUCUACGCGGACUGAAGGCGGGACGCGCGCUCGAAGGAGAAAGGUCGAAGCCGGCGGACGUUCAACUCUCCGACUUUCACUUGGCUCUUGCAGUGAGGUUACCGUUUCCCACGGCCACAGAUCCAC